AUGGCAAAAAAAUUGAUAAAAGACUUAUAUUCAACUCAUUUUUCUUUAGGAUUUAACGAAGACCCUAAAAUCACAACAAGCUCAUCUUCAUAUCUUCCCCAUUGCCAAAAAACUGAAAAUUUCAGAACUUUAUCACAAGAAAGAAUUGCUCUAGGCCAUGAAAGACAUCCCCUGAGAUCCUUAUCACAAGAAAUGUUUACAUUAAAAGAACCUGUAAAAACAUCUCCUAGAAGAAUUGUCCCAGGCCAGAGAAAUUCUGAUACUUUAAGAUUAGGAAGUAGCGGCAAUGACUACAAAUCAAGCUCAUGCUAUGCAGAGUUUCAUGGUGAUAAAGUGCCUGAGCUUAUAAAAAUAAAUUCAAAUUUGAGUUCUAUCAGACUAGGAGACUAUAAGAAAAAAAUGCUAUCAACUAUGAGGGAAGAAUUUAGAGAGCUCAAUAAAGGAACAGAAAAUAAAAAAUAUUUAGAGUUAAAAAACUAUAUGAGGGAAAAACAUUUUACUAUGAGUGAAAGAAAUGAAAAGUUCAUAGAAAAAAAUAGAGGAAAUAUAAUGAUAGGAAGCUGCAGGAUUGUAAGAAAUAAUUAUACGCCAAGCAAAAUAAUUUUUGGAAAUGCAAAAGAUAACUCUAAAUUGUUCAGAAGCUCUUCUCAAGUCGCAUUUACUACCCACUUUUUAAAAUGGAACAAAAAAUCUUGUUUAGUUUAAAGGGAGUUAAAUUUUUAUAAUCUAUUUAUAUUAAAUUGCUCUCAAUAAAAAUUAUUUUUUACGAAGAAUUAUUUUUAAAAAUUAAUCGAUUCAGUGUAGAAACUGUUUAAAUAAUAUUUUAUUUUAACCUUUUCGUUAAAUCAGGUCAGUAUUUUUAUCUUGAAAAAAUUUUUUCUCAAUUUGAAGGAGAGUUAAAGUACCCAAAAAAUGGAAAUUUUACCUAUAUUUUGUUCUAAAUUAAAGAGGGGGAGUUAGAAAAUUUGAUGUACAAUAUUAUAAAAAUCAUUUUUGCGAGUAG
Messenger RNA from Blepharisma stoltei, 1003 nucleotides. The record is from the annotation of a GenBank genome assembly. Lineage: Eukaryota; Ciliophora; Heterotrichea; Heterotrichida; Blepharismidae.